CACCAAUAUGUCUACACCACCAAGAAUCCAUUCCUUAGACUUGUCCUCAAGUGAACUAACUGGAAUUAUAGUUCCUGGGAUCCAAAAUCUUACGGAGCUUCAAAGAUUGGACCUGUCAAAUAAUAAUUUAAUAGGUGGAGUACCUGAAUUUCUAGCCAAAAUGAAAUCAUUGUUAGUCAUAAACUUAAGCGGAAACAACCUUAGUGGUUCAGUCCCUCAAGCUCUACUCGAUAAAGUGAAAAAGGGAUUGAAAUUGAACAUUGAAGGAAAUCCAAACCUCUGUUCUUCCGGUUCAUGCAACAAAAAGAAAAAUAGCAUCAUGUUACCAGUUGUUGCAUCACUUGCUUCUUUGGCUGCUAUAAUAGCAAUGAUCGCUCUUCUUUUUGUUUGUAUUAAAAGACGCCCAUCAAGCGGAAAAGGUCCAUCAUCAAGCCAACAAUCAAUAGUAACAAAAAAGAGAAGAUAUACAUAUGCCGAAGUCCUUGCGAUGACAAAUAACUUUGAAAGAGUUUUGGGUAAAGGAGGGUUUGGGAUGGUCUACCAUGGUUAUAUAAAUGGUACAGAAGAAGUAGCGGUUAAGCUACUCUCUCCAUCAUCAGCUCAAGGCUAUAAAGAGUUCAAAACAGAGGGAGAACUUCUUCUAAGGGUUUACCACACAAAUCUGGUAAGUCUUGUUGGAUACUGCGAUGAAAAAGAUCGCUUGGCCCUCAUCUACCAGUACAUGGCCAAUGGCGAUUUGAAACAACAUUUGUCAGGUAGCUCCAUAAUUAGCUGGGUUGAUAGACUAAACAUAGCAGUUGAUGCCGCACUAGGAUUGGAAUACUUACAUAUUGGCUGCAAACCGCUGAUAGUUCAUAGAGAUGUAAAAAGUUCUAACAUACUAUUGGACGAUCAAUUACAUGCCAAGCUUGCAGACUUUGGGCUAUCAAGAUCUUUUCCGGUUGGAGAUGAAAGUCAUGUGUCUACACGUGUUGCCGGAACAUUUGGAUACCUUGAUCAUGAAUAUUACCAAACAAAUAGGUUGUCUGAGAAGAGUGAUGUCUACGCUUUUGGCGUUGUAUUAUUAGAAAUCAUCACAAACAAACCAGUGAUCGAUCAAACCCGCGACAUGCCUCACAUUGCAGAAUGGGCGAAAUUUAUGCUCACUAGAGGAGACCUUAGCAAUAUUGUGGAUCCUAAACUUCAAGGGGUUUAUGACUCUGGUUCUGCAUGGAAAGCUCUUGAAUUAGCAAUGACAUGCAUCAACUCUUCUUCCCGAGAAAGACCCAACAUGUCUCAUGUAGUUCAUGAACUAAAGGAUUGUGUGGUAUCUGAAAACAAGAGGACAAGAGACAUAGACACAGUGAGAUCCAUCGACAUUAACUUAAGCUUCAGUACUGAUAUGAACCCUAAGGCACGUUAAUCUCCACUCUACACCUGCAGCAUUCGUUCCACUGCAUUUUUUUAUUUUCAAGAACUAUGUCAAUGCAGAUAUUGCACAGCCUGAUGUCCUGAGCAUAUUUGAUAACAAGUAGAUAUGAGAGCUAAUUUAUCCU
Molecule: messenger RNA, 1535 nt
Organism: Camelina sativa (false flax)
Lineage: Eukaryota; Viridiplantae; Streptophyta; Magnoliopsida; Brassicales; Brassicaceae
Source: RefSeq, a predicted model, not a curated record